AUAUUUCUUUGAGAACAAACCUUAUUAAAAAUUAUCAGUUUUUAUUUUAAUCACACUGUAAACAUUUAUAAAAAAAAGUAUUAUAUAGACCUAGCUCAAACUAUUACAUCCAGUAUAAGGUCUUUUGAGUUCCUUGUCGCUACAUUUAAAAUAAUAAAACAAUGGCCGCCAAAAUUAGCUUGCUCUUUGUUUGUGCUUUUGUGCUCUUCCAAUUUUUGUCGUCUGAGGCUACUGUGGUCCGUAGGGAAGUAGAAGCAGCUCCACAGAAAAACGAUUUGGAAGAAGCUUUCAACAGUUUCAAACAAGGUGUCGAGGAUAUAUUGAAGAAAAUCCAAAGCAAUGAAUUGGUCCAAAACGCUUCAAAAAGCAUAGACGAAUUCGGCAAACAAGUGAAACUAAAAUCCGAAGAGCUCGUUCAAAAAAUCAAGGAUAACGCUGCCUCCACACCUGCGCCUUGAGUUCAAUAUUUUAAUGUAUAAUUAAAAUAAAUCAAAAUUUUCUCUGACCUUUUUGUUUUAAAUAAAGUGUAUGCUUUCUUAGCCUGGCCAUAAGGCUGUGAUUUCAAAAAC
This is a messenger RNA of Ceutorhynchus assimilis (cabbage seed weevil), 569 nucleotides long. Lineage: Eukaryota; Metazoa; Arthropoda; Insecta; Coleoptera; Curculionidae. The record is from the annotation of a GenBank genome assembly.